Messenger RNA from Frankliniella occidentalis (western flower thrips), 2384 nucleotides. Its product is annotated as ubiquinone biosynthesis protein COQ9, mitochondrial. Gene Ontology annotation, molecular function: lipid binding; ubiquitin-protein transferase inhibitor activity. The record is from RefSeq and is a predicted model, not a curated record. Gene Ontology annotation, biological process: ubiquinone biosynthetic process. Bases 227 to 2026 code for a protein of 599 amino acids. NCBI's taxonomy places the organism in Eukaryota, Metazoa, Arthropoda, Insecta, Thysanoptera, Thripidae. The transcript is spliced from 2 exons. Gene Ontology annotation, cellular component: cytoplasm; mitochondrial inner membrane.
UAGACUUGUAGCCUCACAUUGUCUCUCAUUCUCAUUCAAACUCGCGCAAAAACGCGAACGAGACCACUUUACCAGUAGCAGAAAACAGACGAACGAACUUCAAAAACAUGGCAGCACUGGCGUUUCGCGAAUUGUCAAGUAUUCGUUCAUUUCUUGCUUUAAACGACUGAGUUUGCGUGCAGCUGGAUUGUUUGCUUUUGUGGGCUGAGUGCCAUCAGACUUUACCAUGGAAAACUCCUCUGACCUGGUGCAAGUGAUCUCCAAGUGCAUUGAAAACUGUGAAACCAACAAGCUUUCCUCAAUAUUUGAAGAUGCUGGAAACAAUGAGUCUAUUGCGUCAAACUGCUGGGACAUCAUUCCUAUCUUAUGUGCUAAAUUGGAUCAAGAGACUUAUGAUAAAUUGCCGGCAAUGUUUCAAUCAUGUGAUAAACUCUUAAACAAAGUCGCUGAAAUUUCUUGUCCUGAAGAGGCUCUAUUGGAACUCAUUGAGCAAGCUGAUUGUCCAGACAACGAUCUUCGUUUCCUAGCAUUACUCAAGCCAAUUCAUCGUUUAUUGAUCCGCAUGCCAGAGAAACGUGGCCGUUCCUUAGUGUGGUGCUUGAACUUAGUUGCAAGUCACAUUUCAGCACUCCCUGAACCUAGCAGCUAUACACUUGAGAACAGUGAAAGAGUUUUGUUAGAUUUAGAUCCAGCAACUUGCAGAGCAGUUGAUGUAUACAAUUCCAUCACACCUUUUUUUGAGCCAUUCGUAGAAGAAGUGUCACUUUUCAAACCAGUAGUGUCUGUAGAUAAACCUAUUCUGGCUCAGCAGAUUUAUCAACGUUAUGUCCUCUCUGCUUUCCUUAUUCAUUUGUUGGAAAAGCCACUUUUGUUGAUGGAUUUAGAAUAUGAUGGUAAAACUAAAAGCAAGUCUCGCUGUGUUGCUGAGAAAAUUGUUGAGUACUUUGACAAUGUCAUGCCUGAUAUAGUACCAAUACUCUUUGAAAGGUGCUUUGGCAAACAAAAAUUGUCCAAUGAUGAUGGCUGGGAUACAGAUCCUGUGAAAAUGUUCCAAUUUGAAGAAAAAGUUCCUAUCCUUGGUCUAUCUAACUUAUUAUAUUUAAUUUUAGUGGAAGGCUUGUCUCGGAAGAGUAUCCCAUAUGUCUACAGUCCCAAUUAUCUUUUCCCUGUAGCUCUUCAUUUAAGUACAGAGCUUUUACUAGCUGGGCAUGAUUUGUCUGUGUGGAAGGGUCUGCAGCUUGCACACUCCUCAAUCUCAUUAGUGCCACAGUCAAGUAUUUCCUACACAAUGCUUGAUUUGCCCAUUCACAAAAAUUUUUGUACCUCUCUUGAAAAAAUUGUUGUUUAUUGCAACAUAGAAACAUACCGCAAGAAAGGAAUUAGGAUCUUACAAAAUUAUGUCAUGAUUAUGGACUUAAAAGCACGCUAUCAAGUUUUCAUUAACCUGUUUCCUCUUCUUGAACAUUCAGGUGUGAAAGGAGUACUAGUAACUAUGUUAAAAGAUACAAUUAGAAUGACAAUGAGUGAUAUUCACAAUCCAACAACUAAACUGUACCGUAGUAAAUCUUUGCUUAAGCUCAUAGAGGUGUACUGUGUUGUACCUAACGGACCAGAGGUUGAUCUAAUGGACCAUUCUGACCAUAUCAUAUCACUCCUAAACCUGUUGUGGUAUUUGGCAUUAGCCGAUCGAAGUGAUCUUUUAGGCUUAUGGGAGCAUGCUCCAUAUUUGGAUAGGUAUUUCAUUCAUCCAUUGAAGGAUGGUCUAAAAUUGUCAAGGGCUCACUAUGAACUGAAAAUACAUCAGUUAGAGGAAGAGAAGAUGAAUCAAACUCUUGGGAAAAAAAUCAAAGGAGACAUUGUUUCUGUCAGUGUUCAGGGGGAAACAGUGCCAGACCUAUCAUAUGAUGAAAAAAAGCAAAUUCUUAAUGUUGCUUUGAAUAAAUUUUCUAUUAUGGAGUCAUUACUUUCAAGUAUCAGAGAAGAAGUGGAAAGCAGAUUUGCCAGUCGUCAUUCUACUGAUUCUUAGAAUGUUUCCCAUUUGGCUGUGUUUGACUCAUUGCUUUAUACUUAACAGCUGUCCCAAUAUUUUUGUUUCCAAAUGCUUUUUAUUCUAUCAAAUAUUUCUGUACUCUGUGCUUAAAAAUGUUUAUAUGUUGUAAAGUUAUCUGCUCUCUUAACAUUUGAGCCUUGUGCCAUUGAAGGCAACCCAUGCUACAUUCAUGCAUGGCUUUUCAUUAAAGCUUUUUAGACAGGAAUUAGAUAAGAAUUCACAAAUAUGUUGUGAUUGCACUAAAACACUAAGUUUGUUUGUUCACUCCCUAGAUUAUGACUUGAUUUUACUUCCACCAUGCAAUUGAGAUCUAUAAUAAAUCAAUGCCUCCUUA